AUGCUGGCGACAACACUGGACGGUUGCGAUGUGCUGCUGGGACGAGAUUGGCUACAGCGAUUCAAUCCAACGAUCGAUUGGACGACGGGAGCGAUCACGGUGCUGAGCAACAAGGGGCGCGUGACACUUCCGAAAUGGGCGGAGCCGGAGCCGAUGACAACACGUGUCAACGCGAUCACGCUGAAGAGGGCGAUAAAACGGGGAGCGCAAGGCUACGCCGUACAGCUGUACGAGGUGGUGGCGUCCGAGAAAAUCGCCGACAUUGACACGCUCUGCGCUGCUGUACCCGACGACGUGGCGAGCAUAAUUCGGAGGUAUCCCGAAAUUUUCGCGGAUGACCUGCCUGACGGGCUGCCACCUCAGCGUCCGGAGGACCACAGGAUCGAGCUGGAGCCAGGCGCAAAACCAACUGUUCGGUCACAGUGGCGGCUCAGCCAACCGGAGCUCGACGAGUUGCGGAAACAGCUGGAUUAUCUGCUUUCGAAGGGUUUUAUCCGGCCGAGCACGUCACCAUACGCCGCCCCGAUACUGUUCACACCGAAGAAAGACGGAGGCCUGCGCAUGUGCAUCGACUAUCGAGCGCUGAAUCGGAUCACCAUCAAGUCGCGUUACCCGAUUCCGCGAGCGGACGACCUGCUGGAUCAACUUCGCGGGGCACAGUUCUUCUCGAAAAUCGAUUUGCGAGGUGGCUACCAUCAGAUUCGCGUGUUCACCGACGACUGCCCGAAGACCGCAUUUCGAACCCGCUACGGCAGUUACGAGUAUACAGUAAUGCCAUUAGGGCUGACGAACGCACCCUCGACCUUCCAGCUUACCAUGAAUGGGGUGUUUCGAGACAUGCUGGACAAGAAGGUGAUAGUUUACCUGGACGACAUCCUGGUGUACAGCAAGACUCGGGAGCAACAUUUACAGGAUUUGGAAGAAGUGUUCUGGCGCUUGCAGCAGAACCGACUGAUUACUAAGGGCUCUAAGUGCGAGUUCUUACAGCCGGAGCUGGAGUUCCUGGGGCACGUGGUUUCCUGGGAGGGUAUUAAAAUUGACCCUCGAAAAGUAAAAGCGAUUUCGGAGUGGAAGCCGCCCACGAACAUCACGGAGUUGCAGAGUUUCCUCGGCUUCGUUAACUACGUCCGCCGCUUUGUACCGAAUAUGGCGGAGGUAACCAGACCGUUAACCGAUCUUCUGCAUAAGAGCGUCCAGUUUUUGUGGAGGGAGAGAGAGCAGCUGGCCUUCGACGAGCUGAAGCAAAUUUUGAGUUCACCCCCGGUACUUCGCCUGGCAGAUCCAUCUCGACCGUUCGAAGUCGUGACGGACGCCAGCGAUUUCGCCGUCGGCGCUGUGCUACUACAAAACUUCGGCAACGGACUGCAACCCAUCGCGUACGAGUCAAGAAAAAUGCAGCCGCCCGAGCGCAACUACCCUGUACACGACAAAGAAAUGCUCGCCAUCGUGCAUGCAUUUCGUACCUGGCGCUGUUACCUCACGGGAGCUGACGUCACCAUUCGAACCGACCACAAGUCAUUACAAUACAUGCGCAGCCAGCCACAGCUCAACCCACGACAAAUCCGGUGGCUCGAUUACCUCGAAUCAAAUUUCAACUACACCAUCACGUACAAAAAGGGCGCCAACAACAUCGCCGACGCCCUGACACGACCAUCGAUGCAGACCGCAGCAGUACUAAUCGCCCACUCUAACCCUUUAUUAGCAGGAUUAUUCAAGCACGGCUACAGGAUCGACAGGUUCUUCAUGUCAAACUAUGCAUAUUGUGUUUGUGUAGGCUGCUAG
Molecule: messenger RNA, 1782 nt
Organism: Closterium sp. Yama58-4
Lineage: Eukaryota; Viridiplantae; Streptophyta; Zygnematophyceae; Desmidiales; Closteriaceae
Source: the annotation of a GenBank genome assembly